GUUCCGUAUGGUACUUUUAUUGCAAAUUUCAUAACAUAAAAAUAAUACGACAGAAAUGGGAUGGGACCAUGGCUAGCAAAGAUGUGAGAAUAACGGAAAGUUUGCGAAUUAAGAUAGGUGAAGCCAAAAACCUUCCAUUUUCCCAAAACGGAUUGAAGAGCACAUUUUGUUCCUUGAAUUUGGAUCGGGAGGAGAUUUACAGAACUGCAGCUGUGGAAAAGUCUGUCAAUCCAUUUUAUGGUGAAGAAUUCUUUGGAGAGAUCCCGCGACAGUUUCGCUACCUGUCCUGCUAUGUUUACGAAAAGCCAGACAAGGUGAUAGGGAAGGUGUCAAUACGGAGGCGAGAACUGGGGAAGUACCACAACAAGGAGCACUGGUUCCCUAUCACAUCGCUGGGAGCCAGCACUGAAGUACAGGGGAAGGUACACCUGGAGCUUAAGUUUGAGGAAUGUCUGAAUGGACACCCAGACAACACUGUCUCCCAUAGGCUGGUGGUCAGGGUUGUAGAGUGUAGUGACCUUCCAGUGACCAAUGGAGCGUGUAACCCCUAUGCUGUGGUGACCUUGACCUAUGGUAAGGUCAAGAAUCGGGAAGAGGUCAAGAGGACAAACCUCCGGAAGAAGACAAUCUGUCCCCAAUUUGAUGAGGCUUUCUUCUUUGAUCUUGAGAACAAAUGUCAGAACCAUGACCGGAACUUAUACACGAUCGAGGACGUGUUCAGCGGAGAGCUGCGAGUCUCAUUAUGGCACAAGGAGUCCCGUGUAGCGCGGGAGGUCCUAGGGGGCAUGUUCCCGGGGGUCUUUCUUGGGGAGGUGAAAAUACCGCUCCGCGAUGUGGGGAAUAGCGAUACACAAAACUCAUGGUAUUUUCUGCGCCCCCAGUUUCAGCUGAAGCAGUCAGGUACGGAGCUGGGCUCCUUGAGACUGAAGAUCUGUUACAGUACGGAACAUGUGUUUGCCUCACAUCACUAUGAUGACCUACGAAACCUGCUGCUACAGUCCUCCGACGUCGAGCCAAUCAGUUCAAGUGCAGCUUAUAUUCUUGCACGGGUGUCUGACAAUCUACAGGACGCAGCGCAGCCACUGGUGAACAUAUUCCUACACCAUGGAAAACUAGUUCACAUCAUCCAGUCUCUAGCAGCGUACGAAAUUGAGAAAACAUCUGACCCAAACACGCUGUUCCGAGGUAACACACUGCUUACAAAGAUGGUGGACGCUCUCAUGAAGUUGGUUGGCCUACCAUAUCUCGCCUACCUCAUUAAACCAACCAUUGAUCAGAUCUGUAUGGACCAUGUAUCAUGUGAGAUAGACCCUGCCCGGCUACCCGAGGGUGAGAACGUGAACACCAACAUGGAGGCGCUUGGUAGCUACGUGCAGCAGAUAUUCGAAGCCAUCACAGGCUCUGGGCUCAUGUGCCCAAAACCAAUGUGUGAGGUGUUCACCACUCUAAAACAGGCCGCUUGCAGGCACUUUCCAGACAAGACGUCUGUCCGGUACCAGGUGGUCAGUGGGUUUGUGUUCCUCAGAUUUUUUGCUCCAGCCAUUCUGGGACCAAGAUUCUUCGACAUUCCAUCCGACACACAGGAUGCUGGCAUUUCCAGAACAUUGACACUCAUUUCCAAGACCAUCCAGGGACUAGGAAAUUUGGUCAGCUCAAAAUCGUGGUCAUGUGGUCUGAAAGAGGACUACAUGGUUCCCCUGUUUGACCUGUUCUCGGACGAGAGACAUACGGACGCUCUCCGUACGUACCUAGAUGUGAUAUCGACGUCUGUACAGAAUGAACAGGAGACGUGGGGCAGUCAGGAUAUGCCUGUGUUACUCAAGGACGGAAUACUGAUCAAAAGAGCUCAAGGUCGGAAGAGGUUCGGCAUGAAGAAUUUCAAGCAGCGAUACUUCUGUUUGACAAACAAGUCCCUGAGUUACUUCAAGUGUAAGGGAGCCCUACAGCUGUGUGAGAUACCCCUGUGUAACAUUCUGGCCGUGGAGAAACUGGAGGAGAGGUCCUUCAAGAUGAAAUAUAUGUUCCAAAUCAUCCAGCCAACCAGAGCUCUCUAUGUUCAGGCUAGCAACUGUAUAGAUGAAAAGGAAUGGCUCGAUGUUUUGACCAAAGUGAGUCUGAGUAACCAGGACCGACUGAGGCUCUACCAUCCUGCGGCUUUCAUCAACGGACACUGGCUUUGUUGUGAGGGUGUUGAUCAACACAGUGAAGGGUGUACACCCGUAUCUGGCAGUGUGCCUAUAACCAACCUGCCCCUGGAUAUUGACAGUGACAGGCAGAUGGAGAAGAUUCAUGCUCUCUUUCUGGCACACAUGGAUAAACUGGAGGCCAUGCAAGAUGCGUGCGGUGCCCUAGAAGUGUAUGCAGGAGGCAAGUUCUCCGUUCCGGUGGAGAUAGAGGAUUCCAAGUCAUGUUUCGAAAUGCUCAACGAAAUCUUCCGCUGUGUGGUCGGGCUGGAGCAGGCGCACCUUCAGUACAGGAAGAACGUGCAGCGGGAACACAAACAAGGCUCAUUUGAAAGCCCUAUUGGAGAUGACAGUAUUUUGAGUGCAGGAGGAGUCACAAAGUUGUAGCUGUGUUUACGUUACUUGUUGGUGCUACAGAGCUGGACUGUAAAUAAUGGCAUUACUUUAGAAAGUCUCAAAUUAGAAUUCCUUCUUUCUUUCAUUGUGUUUUUGUCCUUUUUGAUAGAUGCCUUUUAUACUGUUGUCACAAGUAGUUCAAUAUGUGAUAGUGGUUUUAUUAGCUUGUUUAUUUUUGGAAGAUAAAAAAAGAGAUAUUGUGAUAUCCUUCGUGUCGUCAUCAGCAUCAUGCAAUUCCUUUAAGCUCGACCAUAAUUAAAAGAAAAAAACAUUACAGAUCUUGAAAUGAAACUUGGAACAUAUGUUGCAAAAUGCACUACACAUAUGUAAAACAAGGCUAUUAACUUUGGCAAUAUUCAUUGUCGAAUUAUGCCCGUUAUUCACCUAAAAAAGGAAAACGAACAUUGGUGUCGGCGGUGCGGCCAUCUUGUUUUUCUUUUGAUAAUGCUCUGAUAACAGACUGUCAGAGGAUUUUAUUCAUGUUGGCAUGUGAUUCUUUAAGUAAUAAUAUAGAAUUUAAAAUGAGUAUGUUUAUAAAUCCAGAUUACUAGUUUUACGAAGUAUAUAUUUUAUCUUCUUUUAGAAGUUCCGAAGCUGUAUUCACUAAUGUAGAAUUUCAGAGGUGGUAUUUAGUAGUAGUUUUUAAAGAAUCGACCAAAUUCUACUGUAGAAAAUAUGCAGUUGUUCUCUCCAGAAUAUGAUUAAAAUGUUGCAUUUGUAUGAUCGAUUGUUUUAAUGGAUGGAAAUGAAUUUAAUUGUUUCAGGUUCGUUUUUUCCCUCUGUACUAAACAUGGUAUAAAGAGUUUAUACUUAUUUUCCUUCGUAUCCAAGCAUAUUAUCUACAGUUAAAUUUGGCGAGAACGUUGUAGCUUGUCUGAUUCAACUAAUGGGCCUAAAGAGUGAACAAAGUUAAUGAUUUAUGACCAUUAGAUGUUGACUUCUGUUUCAUAUUUAAUACCACCAGCCAACACUAUUUCUGAUGUCUGCUCAAGAGUUGCAUAAUUAUGAAAGCUUUAUGAAAUUAAUUUAAUAAUUUUCUCUUGGUGGAGAGUUUCUUCACUUCCUGUUAACAGAAGAACAGCCUUAUUCCUCAUAUGAAUCAGUUAUGAAGUAUCAUUUAACAAAAAUACAAAUAAUCUACAAAUAAUCUAUGAUUUAUCAGUAGGAUCUAAUAUAAUCUGUAUAUUUUCCAUAGUUGUCAAAUUAUACUAAAACAAACAAUACCAGUGCCAACCACAGAAUGUCGACAUUCACUGUGGCGCUGCUCUUGUUUUAAAUGCCUUUGCUUGCAAAUUGCCAAUGGCCUCUUUUACAUUGAUUUUAUUGUUGUGUUCAGAGAUAUAUUACCUCAUUUAUUGGAUGCCAUGGAGCGUGCAAUGUUGGGGAGAAACUGUGCAGAUACAUGUAUCAUGUUGUCACUAAACCCAUCCUCAUUCUGUGUUCUCAAAAUUUGUUUUUUGCUUGAUUUUGUAUUGUAUUACAGAUAUUUAUCCAUGUGAUUAAAUUCUUGAGUGUAAAAUAAACUUAUACCACAGGGGGUCUUAUCAUUAUCAAUCCUAGGAGCGAUUCCGUAUGUAGGUGGGAUUUCAAUUUUUACUGUACGUUUCUAAAUCAGUCCAAGGAAUGAUAUCGCUCCUAGAAUUUUUAAUAAAAUGGUCCCCUGGUAAACUUCACUUCUGUUCUUGUGUUACCUGUUUAACUAGUCAUACUCACAUGUGUUCAUUUUGUUAACAUGGAUAUACAUGUAGGUACUGUAUGAAAAUAAAAAAAUGAUUAUUUUUCAAUACCAUUUACAGUCAUUUUGAAUGACCCUUUUCAGUGCUAAAAUAUUCUCAUUACCGGUAAACUAAAACUCUUCUUUUUUUUUAAGUUUUAUAGCCAAUUGUUUUUAGAGAUUAACGAAACUGGGCAAGUAUUUAAAAAACAUCUUAACUCAUUUCCUAACUUAAGUCAAUUUCUUAAGCAUCUCCGUUAUGAUAGAAUAUAAUUGCUUUAGAAUACCUGAGAUACUUUAAUUUCAUUGAUUUUGAUUCAAAAUACAUAUUUUUAUGUAAAAAUUUUUUUAUUCUUUUCUUUUAACUUGACUACACAAAUUUAAGGAAAUUGACUUGAGUUAAGAAAUGACUUGAGAUAUUUUAUUAAUUCCACCAGUGAGUUUUAAAUUAGUGUGCUUUAUAUUGAACUUUCGUAGUGUUUGUUAAACCUUAAAUAGUUUAAUGUUUUCUUCUUAAAUUUUACGUUAACCAUUGCCCAUGCUGGGUAAUGGAUGUUAGCAUGAUUUCUUUUACUGUCGGAUUUAAGGGCUAUUCCAUUUAAACAUAUAACCCCGGGGGGGGGGGGGGGGGGGGAGGCACUUUAAAAUAAUGCAACUCCCCUACAGAAGCAAAUUUACCCUUAUGGGGUCAAAAUUAGGGAAAAAAGACACCAACCUAUAUACUAUUUAAAUAAUUGCCUUUCCACCGUGGGUUUUAUGUGUACUGGAAUAGCCCUAAUUAUGUUCAAUUUGCUCGUUGUGUUAUUAUUAUCAGGGGUUCUAAAGUUCAGUAUCAAUCAUAAAAUUAGGAUUAAGAGUUUAUAAUUUCAGACAAUGGUACAGGUGUAAUGAUUGUCUUUUGCUUGACAUCUGCCUAAAAUACAGUAUGAAGUACCUUGAAAUGAAUACAUUAACUUUUGAUGACCUUUACCCUGCCUCGGGCUUUAAAACCUUUUAUGCACAAGACAAUUGUAUUCAUGCCCCCCCCUCCCCCCCAGGUCCAGGGGUAUACUGGGGAUAGCUGGGAAAAUUGGCUGUGUUUUUACCUUAUGUGUGGCCCAGCAGUGCAGGGUGAAUGCGGUGGUUUUGUCUUAGUGCUUAAAACAGUGGGAAAUGGGCCUUACUUAGGGUCCCUGGAUUUUACCCAGCUUGGCUGGACCGAAAGUCAAAGACCCCGCUUCUCCCCGGACCUGGGGGGGGGGGGAGGGGGGGCAUUGCUACAACAGAACCCACUUAUUUGAUUGCCAAUGAUCCUCUGUUAGAGCCCCUGUUUUAUAUUGCAUUGUAGAAAUUUUAGUUAUUGGCUUAUUUUGUGUUUUUAUUAACAUUUUUCAAUAUUUCUUGUUAUUUUAUAAAAAGAUAUUUUAGUGCUUGUAUAAAUCGGACCAAAGAUUUUUUAAGUGGACCAAACUUUUACAUUUGUUACCAUUGAAAACAAACAUGUACGAAACAAGUUUAGCGCCUAUGUAGGGAUAUAUUUUGUUUUCUUUACAUGUUAUAUAAAAUUUUGUAUUAAAUGGCAAUGAAUGUAUGAAACUUUUUAUCACAUGCUGCAUUUGUUGCUAAAUAUACUCCAAAUGAACGUCAUGUGAUAAAAGCGAAUAUCGUUACUUUAUAGUGAAAUUACUUCCACUCAAAUAUCUGACGACUUCCUUCUUGACAUAUUGUAAAGGAAAAAAAAUUCAUGAUGCUUGUUAAAACAUUUUAAUUAAGAUCUUUGGAAAUAAUGAAUAAGAAUGAUUAUACGCACAUGUACCGGGUCUGAAUUAGCAUAAUUUCUGAAUUUCCUAAGCAGGGCUUGUUAAAAAAAAUGAUGCCCAAACAUCAGUGCAAAAAAUAUGAGCUUGCUCCCCCAAACAUUUCACUUCAAUAAGGGCUAUUCCAUUUAAACAUAACCCCCGGGGGGUAGGCACCCCCUUACCGAAGCAAAUUUACCCUAGAUGGGUCCAAAUUAGGGAAAAAGGGCGCCCACUUAUAUACCAUUUAAAAAAUUGCCUUCCCCCCGUGGGUUAUAUGUUUUACUGGAAUAGCCCUAACUUUAUGUACAUGUAACUGAUGAUGUUAAGUCCAGAUUGAGAUUGUUUUCAUCUGAUAAAUGUUGUGGCCAUGUUUUAUGCUGUUAUGGCUUAUUCCUACACUGUAUUUCUGUUGUUGUCAAUCACUCUGUUUUAAUUGCCUUAAGAUCAAAUAAAUAUGAAAUAAAUGGUCAAAUUCA
This is a messenger RNA of Mya arenaria, 6547 nucleotides long. RefSeq names its product ras GTPase-activating protein 3-like. Gene Ontology annotation, biological process: intracellular signal transduction; regulation of GTPase activity. Lineage: Eukaryota; Metazoa; Mollusca; Bivalvia; Myida; Myidae. The transcript has 20 exons. Bases 69 to 2570 code for a protein of 833 amino acids. The record is from RefSeq and is a predicted model, not a curated record.